AUGAAUUACGACCAGCUAUCUACCCCAUCAAAGUGUCUAGCCGACUUCAAUCUGGUUCCCAUUGGGACCGGAGAGGCCUCUAUUUCCGGGGAACUUGAAGAGGUAGUGCGACUUCUCCGACACUUUGGGGUCAAGUAUACAAUGCAGACAACGGGAACAGUACUUGAGGGUACUUGGGAUGAAGUCAUGAAUGCGAUUGGCAAGGCCCAUGCUGCUGUACACCAACGCGGUGUGGCAAAAGUUCAGUCAGAAAUCAGGAUAGGAACAAGAACCGAUAAAGCAGAAGGAGAACACGCCGCCGUCGGCAAACCAGAGUAA
Molecule: messenger RNA, 318 nt
Organism: Metarhizium acridum CQMa 102
Lineage: Eukaryota; Fungi; Ascomycota; Sordariomycetes; Hypocreales; Clavicipitaceae
Product: UPF0045 protein M15
Cellular component (GO): cytosol
Source: RefSeq, a predicted model, not a curated record